AUGGAGUUUGUCACCGGCUACCGGGCAGAGAUCCUGGACUUUGCCGAGCUGCUCUUUGGCUGGUACCGCCGCUUCCUGUGGGACUCCGCGUGCUGCGCGGGCAGUGAGAGGCCGAAGCGACAGGAGGCCUCCCUCCGCCGCCUGCCGCUGGAUCCAGCCCUUUGGGUGCUGCAUGUGCUGGCCAAUCGGUCCUUGGCCUUCACCGUCGCGGACCCCGGGCAGCAAGUAGGAGGCCGCUUCUACAGCGAGGAGGCUCUGGCGCUGAGGGAUCUGGACCGCUUCAUCACCUUUGUGAGCGCAGGUGAGGAGGAAGAGGAGGCCACAGCGUCAGAGACAGCCCAGCCUCUCUGGCACGUGGACCACCUCCUGCUGCUGACGGACGAGCACGGCACCAUCCUGGGCUUCGACUUCUUGCUGGGGGGCCCAUCGGGGACCUCUGGGCAGGAGUCCUUGGAAGCCCGCGCCAUCGCCCUUCUGUGCCACAGCAUGGCCUGCCCGCUGGGAGCUGGGGAGGCCCGCCGGCCCAAGAUGCUCACCGUGGGAGACCCCACUUUGCACAAGUGCCUGGAACCGCUGCUGUUGCGGCUGGGCGGGCGGAUGAGCCGGGGCCCGAUGCGGGGCUGGGGGCCCAAGCCGGCCUUCACCUUCCACACCACGCGCGUGCGAGCCUGCCACGUGUGCAAGAGGCACAGCUUCGAGGGCCAAGUCACGGCAUGCGGAGGCGCGAAGGGGGAGGGGGCGCGGCACGCGAUUGGUCCAGGCCAGCGCUUUGCCUCCCUCCCUGGCCGGGGGCGCCUCUGGGGCAGGAGGGGGGCAUCGGGGCCCUUCCUCUGUGAGAGCCCGCCGGGGGUGGACUCUCAUCUGGAGAACCAGCUCCUGCAAGUGCUUCUCUCGUGCCCCCCCUCCAUGCCCCCCAGCCAGCACUGCCGCGCCGUCCUCUACUGCUCUGAACGCUGCUGCAAACUGGACUGGAACCGCAGCCCGGAGGACACCGGACACCAGUUCUGGUGCCAGCGCAUGGCCGGCUUGGGCGAUGAGCUAAUGCUCGGGAGCUACAAUCUGCCCUUCACCUUCACGCCAGAGGUGACCAGCGAGCAUUUCAACAAGGAGGGCUUCCUGUCCGCCCGGGGGCUGACCCGAGGCUACUGGGCAGGCGAGAGCAUGCUGGUCAGGGCGCCCGACUACGGUGUGGGACUUCUGGGCGGUGGCGGAGCCCCCCCGGAGCCGGCGGCCUUCCUGCGCAGCGGUGAGCUGGAGGGGGCGAGUGUGGGCGGUCCGGCCCCUGCCCCCUCCCCGGAGCAGACCUCCUCUGAGGGCUCCUCCCGGAGCGCCAGAGAACAGGGGGCUGGUGUUCUGCAGCAGGAGUCCCCGCCCUUCGAGACCCUUCCCCCUGCCAGGGCUACUCUGACCAGCAUUUCCCCCCUCGCAGGUAACCCCUUUGAGGCCCUGAGGCCAGAAGGAGGGACAGCUCUGCCGGCAACCCCCUCGGAGCCCCCCACCCCACGGACCUUCUUUGGCUCCUGGAAAGAGUACUACCAGUGGCGGGGGCUGCCUCUUGGAGCCCCCCUGGCCGUCAUCCUCAGCUACCCUCUGACCACCUACUACAUCAUCACCCAUCUGGCCCCACAACACUUUCCAGAGCUGAACAUCUUGAACAAGCACUCCCUCCGGAUCCACGUGGUGGAGGCCGGCAGAGAACUGGGGCUCCUGAUGGUCUUCUGGGAGCUGUCCGUCUUGCUGCCCCACGUCUCACUGGAGCUGCUCUUUGUGGGGGGGGCGCUGCCCCCUGAACUGGACGGCCAGCAGUUCCUCCUGCAAAGAGACGAGGAGGAAGGAGUCUCUGUCCGGUCUGGGUUAGAGGCCAGAUCCAAAGGGGGGCGACGGGAGCUGCAGCUGGGUUUCAGUGCCCGCCCCUACCACCUCCUGCAAGCCCCGAAGCCAGACCUAGUAAUUGGAUUCAACUCUGGCUUUGCCCUCAAGGAAACCUGGCUGAGUUCUCUGCCUCGACUCCAGUCCCUCCGGGUCCCGGCCUACUUCACCGAAUGCAGCGAAUACAGCUGUGCCGUGGACGAGGCUGCCGUCUCCAUGGCGACGGGGGGCAGUGCCAGCCCCGCACUCAUGAACCCCUUCCGCUCACCCUUCCGCCAAGCCGGCAUCGACAACACCAUGCCCUGGUACACCAAUGCCUUCAUCUUCCAUUUGAUAUACAAGACGGCUGCCAACAACCACCGCCAGGCCCCCGUGCCUCCUUCCCUGCCCCUGCCAGCCAAGGGCAACCCGGAGCCAACCCACAGCCGGCGCAAAGAGAAGAGGCAUCUCCGUGCUGGAGGGCGGCGGCGCAAGGCCACCACCAUGUGCACGGGCAAAUGCUCCCGCUUCCUGGGGCUCUCGCUGCUGGCCAUGGGGCUGACCUGCAUGGUGGCCAACGUCCUGCUGAUGUUCCCCAACGCGGAGAGGAGCUGGACCCCCAGCAACAUCACCCUGCAAGUCUGGCUGAUGGGGGGCCUCCUGGGCGGGGGCCUGAUGCCGGCAACGGGCUCCCUCGCCGCCCUCCUCCUCUUGAACUUUGGACAAACUCUCCCCUCCGCCCAGGAAAACAGACUGGCGUUUUUAUCUGGCCUGGGGAGAGAAGCCGGAGGGGUCCCUGAACCCCUCCAGCCAGGCGCCCUCUGA
Molecule: messenger RNA, 2673 nt
Organism: Sphaerodactylus townsendi
Lineage: Eukaryota; Metazoa; Chordata; Lepidosauria; Squamata; Sphaerodactylidae
Gene: ZMYND15
Product: zinc finger MYND-type containing 15
Exons: 17
Coding region: 1-2673 (890 amino acids)
Biological process (GO): negative regulation of DNA-templated transcription; spermatid development
Cellular component (GO): membrane
Molecular function (GO): histone deacetylase binding
Source: RefSeq, a predicted model, not a curated record